AUGGGUUUUCAGUCAACUCGCUGCUUAUCCAUAUUUCUAGUCAAGUCGCUCGUCUUUGCAGUUAGCACGUCAACCAGUGCUUACCUCCCCUGUGUGCAUCCCAUUUACCUCUCUAACGGACAGUAUCGGCGUGCUCGUCAGCCACACUGGUCUCCCUCCGGCUCUUUCUUCUUCUUCUUCUUCUUCUUCUUCUUCUUCUUCCUCCUCCUCCUCCUCCUCCUCCUCAUCCUCAUCCUCAUCCUCCUCCUCUCCCUCCCCCUCUUCCUUUUACUCUCCCUCUUCCUCUCCCCCCUUCUCAUCCAGCCUUCUUCCUCAGUCACUUCGUUGAAUAAUCAUUCCAGGAGCCUGGUGAUGACUACGCACCCCCGUCCGGUGCCUCCGAGGUGCUGGCCUACUAGCCACUCAGUGACAUUUCACAGCCAUACACCCACAGGGAUGACGCACGACUGCAUGCAGGACCUUUACGGUUGUCCGUAUAACGACCUCUCUCUUGACGAAGAAGGAUGCACUUGGUCUGGUCGUUUGUUUUCUUACAAAGAUGUAGUUAAGGGAACGGGGAUGUUAUUCACCUAUGCAGCUGCCAGACCCAGAGUCGAAUGCCGAAACAUAAAAUUGACAAACCACUGAUUCAUUCUCCAUUUAGCGACAAACAUUUUACUGCAUAACGCGGAGAAAUAAUUACCUGAUCGACUGAAACAAAAUUUCCUUUUUUGCCUUUCUCCCCUGAUGUAAUGACGCUGCUUUCUGACAGCGCUCGCAAAUGUUUAGUCACAAUAAGAAUUCUAUGCUGUAAUGAAGUCUAAAGAAGUCUUCCUUAGGCGGAAACAUGUGCGAAGAUUCAGCAGCACGACCGAAGCGACCCAUCCCACCGAAAACUGCAAGCUCCCAAGCUCUACAAAGACAAUCCAAAUCACUCCAUGUAACCAUACUUUGCCUGCGCACGCCAUCUUUAAUUGCAUUUAGGGGGUCGUGUACAACUGCUGCUGCUGCUGCUGCUGCUGCUGCUGCUGCUGCUGCUGCUGCUGCGAAUACUAACAGCGCCAACUGGCGAAUCGUUCGACCGACAGGAGGCUGA
Molecule: messenger RNA, 1075 nt
Organism: Spirometra erinaceieuropaei
Lineage: Eukaryota; Metazoa; Platyhelminthes; Cestoda; Diphyllobothriidea; Diphyllobothriidae
Source: the annotation of a GenBank genome assembly